Molecule: messenger RNA, 2134 nt
Organism: Monopterus albus (swamp eel)
Lineage: Eukaryota; Metazoa; Chordata; Actinopteri; Synbranchiformes; Synbranchidae
Gene: fbxl2
Product: F-box and leucine-rich repeat protein 2
Exons: 15
Coding region: 629-2134 (501 amino acids)
Cellular component (GO): cytoplasm
Molecular function (GO): protein binding
Source: RefSeq, a predicted model, not a curated record
UUUCCAAAAUCUCCGCCAGACCCCACAAUCAAAAUAAAUCGACCACGCGUGCUUUUCCGCAGCAAUGACGUCACGUGCGCCCGCCCCUCUUCCCGCAAGUAAACAGAAAACAUAUUGACGAAAACGACCUCGUCAGGUGCCGUGCGUGUGUUCGGUGCGGGAAACGCGGUUCGAGAGAUGACAGCGGACUUUAAUUUUGCGUUUCCCCUGUGUUUUUAUCAAACUUGUGCGAUUUGGAGGCAGCUGACUUGCGCUGGAGCGAUGAAGGGAGAGGCGGAAGUGAAGUCACUUGACAGACCGUCCAUGUUAUUAUUGUUAUUUUGGUAGCCCUGUGAUGAGACGGGCUGGAGAGCCGCUGGUCUCCGAAACAACGACUGUUAACUGUUACCGCAGGCCGCCCCGGACCGACACCACCUUCACCACCACUUCACUGACCCGGAGACAGGAGCCACGCUGACUGCUGGGGGGGAGGGUGUGAGGACCCAGCUCCAGCUCCAGCUCCAGCUCCAGCUCGGCUCCUACACUCCGACUGACCAAAAAUAAAACGGCGACAAAAACAAUAACGGCAUUCGUCAAACGGCUCGACUGGCGUGUGUGCGGUUCGUAGCAGGGAAGUGCCUCCGCAGACAUGAACGGUAUCACCAAGGGCCGGUUCGAGGUGUUCUCAAACAGCGAGGAAGCCCCCAUUAAUAAGAAGCUUCCCAAAGAGCUUCUUCUCAGAAUAUUCUCCUAUCUAGAUGUGGUUACACUCUGUAGGUGUGCCCAAGUAUCCAAGGCGUGGAAUGUCCUGGCUCUCGAUGGCAGCAACUGGCAGAAGAUCGACUUGUUUAACUUCCAGACAGACAUAGAGGGGAGGGUAGUAGAGAACAUUUCCAAGCGUUGUGGAGGCUUCCUGAAGCAGCUGAGCCUCAGGGGCUGCCUGAGUGUCGGAGAUGCCUCCAUGAAGACAUUUGCUCAGAACUGCAGAAACAUCGAAGUGUUGAACCUGAAUGGAUGCACCAAGAUCACCGACAGUACCUGCGUCAGCCUCAGCAAAUUUUGCUCCAAACUCAAACACUUAGAUCUCACCUCCUGUGUGUCCAUCAGCAACCACUCCCUGAAGGCUCUCAGUGAUGGUUGCAGAAUGCUGGAGAUGUUGAACUUGUCAUGGUGUGACCAGAUCACACGCGAUGGCAUCGAGGCUCUGGCUAGAGGCUGCACCGGUUUACGUGCACUGUUCCUCAGAGGCUGCACACAGCUGGAUGAUGGAGCAUUGAAACACUUUCAGAAACACUGCCCAGAACUCACCACCAUCAAUAUGCAGUCUUGCACACAAAUAACAGAUGAAGGCCUGGUUAGCCUGUGCCGAGGAUGCCACAAGCUACAGAUUCUCUGUGUGUCUGGCUGCAGUAACAUCACUGAUGCCUCGCUUACUGCACUGGGACUCAACUGUCCUCGACUCAAGAUCCUUGAAGCUGCACGAUGCUCCCAUGUUACGGAUGCUGGGUUCACUGUGUUGGCCAGGAAUUGUCAUGAGCUUGAAAAAAUGGACUUAGAAGAAUGUAUUUUGGUGACAGACAACACCCUGGUACAGCUGUCUAUCCACUGCCCUCGCCUGCAAGCACUGUCUCUUUCCCACUGCGAGCUGAUCACAGAUGAUGGCAUCAGAGCUCUGAGCAACAGUACUUGUGGCCAAGAGCGCCUCACUGUGGUGGAGCUGGACAACUGCCCCCUCAUCACUGACGUUACCCUUGAGCACCUGAAGAGCUGCCACCGCCUGGAGCGCAUCGAGCUCUAUGACUGUCAGCAAGUCACCAGGGCUGGAAUCAAACGAAUCCGGGCCCACCUUCCAGAGAUCAAGGUCCAUGCCUAUUUUGCCCCAGUGACACCCCCUCCCUCUGUACAUGGAGGCAUUAUACUGGCUAUCUGUGCAGUGCCCGAAGACCCAUCGGCCUGCCUGAACGUUGAUCAGCAGUAUCUCCUGGUUACUGCAGUUCCCGGUAGUGUGCAAGGUUCGGUGCCUCUUAGCGGCUUUACCAUUAGCAGGGAUUAUUCCGGGAUUAAAGAGAGACCGGUUUCGGCGGGAGUGGAGCAGAGCAGAGCCCAUGUUGUGGAAGUUUGGGGCAGCUUUACCACUGAAGGGGUAGAUAGCUGA